Messenger RNA from Phasianus colchicus (ring-necked pheasant), 1204 nucleotides. The record is from RefSeq and is a predicted model, not a curated record. Lineage: Eukaryota; Metazoa; Chordata; Aves; Galliformes; Phasianidae.
GGGCGGUGUGGGGUAACGGGGGACAAUGGGGGCGGUGGGAGGAAUCAGGGGGGCGAUGAGGGGCCAACGGAGGCCAGUGUGAGGGAGUUGGGGGAAACAGGGAGAUAAUGGGGGUGGUAACGGGGGCAGUUGGGGGCCGAUAGGGGUUAAUUGGGGCCUAUGAGGGGCAGUUUGGGUGCAUUUGGAAUCACUUGGGUGGCAGUGGGGCUCUUUGGGGUCACCUGGGCAGUUUUCUGGCUGGGGGUGCAGCCUUUGUCCCCCCAGCCCCGCCAUGGCGCGAUGCCUCUGGCCGUGAGAUGGCCGUUCCCCGCAGGGCCGCCGCUCUGCAGCCGCCUGGUGCUGGGCCUGGUGGGCACCUACAGCUGCCUGUGGACCCGUGAGUGCCCCACAACCUGUGAGCCUUCCCCACAAUUCCUGGGCUGGGGAACCUCACCGUGCCCCUCCUCCCCCUUAGGAUACCUGAACCGCCUGCGGGUGCACAACGCCGAGGUGCUGCACGAGUUGGUGGAGCGGCGGGGGCCACACACCCCCCUCCUCACCCUGUCCAAUCAUCAGUCCUGCAUGGAUGACCCACACCUAUGGGGCUCUCUGAAGCUUCGCCACAUUUGGAGCCUUCACAAAAUGCGAUGGACCCCCACAGCCGCAGACAUCUGCUUCACCCGAGAGCUGCACUCACGUUUCUUCAGCUUGGGACGCUGUGUCCCCGUGUGCCGCGGGGACGGCGUCUACCAGCGUGGGAUGGAUUUUGUCCUGGAGAAACUCAAUCAGGGAGAUUGGGUGCACGUCUUCCCCGAGGGCAAAGUAAACAUGGGGCAGGAGUUCGUGCGCUUCAAGUGGGGCAUUGGGCGUCUCCUGGCUGAGUGCCGCCUGGACCCCAUUGUCCUCCCCCUGUGGCACGGCGGCAUGAAUGAUGUGCUGCCCAAUGCUCCCCCCUAUGUGCCCCGUGUGGGAAAGCGGAUCACAGUGGUUGUGGGGCAACCCUUCAGCGUCCGACCCCUCUUGGAGCGGCUGAGGGCUGAAGGCACCUCUACAGUGGAGAUGCGGAAAGCACUGACAGAUUUUGUGCAGCGGGAAUUCGAGGCACUGAGGAGCCACGCACGGACCUUACACCCAUCCACAUAGCUGUGGGGCUGCCCCAUGGAUGGACAAACAGAGCCCCCCCUCCAAAACAGUGCACCGUGCCAAUAAAGGUGGUUGAGCUCUG